UCGACUACUAUGGAGGAAUGUGGCGUAACACCGUUUCGCUUAAACGCGCACGUUUAGAAACCGGUCAAGUAUUAUGCAAAUUCGUCCAUCGCUAUUUGUUAUUAAUUAUUAUUGUUUUUAAUUGUGUUUGUGUCGUGCUGAUCUGUGGGGCCUUGAUAAUGAAAGUUAUUUAUACGUUUGUGCAACAGUUGAAAUGAAAGCGCCGCGCAGCUCCCGUAUCUGAGGGGGAAAAAACGGACCCCCUUAUCUUAUCGGGCGCGAUAGGUGAAUUCCGAGUGCGACGUGUAAAUAAAAAAGUCAUGUCGUGCGGAAGGUUGGCAGCGAUCGACUGGGAGGAAAAUUAGUGCCCUUUUUGGGAGGUGGUACCGUUUUCGUUAGCGGACGAGCCCAUGGCGCCGCAAAAACGCAUAGAAACCGUUUCGCUUGCGGUCGACUCGCUUUACCACAAUGGCGGCGUCGAUCCCAAGGUGCACAGGACCGGCUUGAGCCCGCAGCGUUGGCGAAACUCGGCCCAGUCCAUCAAAUCGCAAAGUUCUCUGCGCACCGUUCCCGAAGAGGAGGACGGGGCGGAAACGGGCGUACCGACAGAGAAAAACGGAGGUGGGGUUCGAACGAGUUUUGCAAAAAAUGUGUCCUCACGAACUAGUAGUGUGACGUCACUGACCAAGGGGAUCAGGGCCUAUGAUAACGGUGCCCUCGAUGAGAAGACGAUUCAAUUUGAGAGAGGCUAUAAUGAUAGCACCAGAUCAUCGGUCCAUGAAAGUGUUGCCAGUUUACAGGUACAACGCGAGCAAUACUGUUGCUGCGUGAGAUGGACGAUGUUCGAAAGAAGGCUGGCGAUAUGCGUCGGCAUUUUGGCGGGAACGAUUUUUGGACUAGCGAUAGCAGUCGGUCUUUUGGCCGGCGAUCAUGGCGUGGACGAGAAGUUUGUUUGGAAGCCUUAGCUUUUUUUUGGACGAUUGAUAAAUGGUGUUGUCGUUGACAUUUGACCUUCAUUGGCAUUGGUGGAUAUUUUUAUAAAGGCGAUCGUUGAGCCUGGCACAGUUGAUUUUGUACCAGUGCAAAAAUGACAGACCUGCGGCUCCUGCUGGUCUUCGUGACUACAUUAGCAUAUGUGAUAGGCGCACCCACCUCUAUUGAAGCUGAGGCAUGCGGUUAUAAGUCGUGCCACCCAAUUAAAGACGGAUUUGUGAACGUCCACAUAGUCGCUCACACCCAUGACGAUGUUGGUUGGCUGAAGACGGUCGAUCAGUACUACUACGGAAGUAAAACAAGAAUUCAACAUGCCGGAGUGCAGUACAUACUCGACUCGGUCCUUUCCGCCCUCCAGCGGGAUCCCAAGCGAAGAUUCAUCUACGUCGAAACCGCCUUCCUGUGGAAGUGGUGGAAGCAUCAGCACGACACCGUGAAGCAUCAAUUCCGAAAGCUGAUCCGAAACGGCCAGCUCGAACUGAUCGGGGGCGCGUGGAGCAUGAACGACGAGGCCACAACCCACUAUCAUUCGAUCAUCGACCAGUUCACCUGGGGACUAAGAAAGCUAAACGAGACCUUCGGCUACUGCGGCCGGCCUAAAAUCGGCUGGCAGAUUGACCCUUUCGGGCACAGUCGCGAAAUGGCGUCGAUCUUCGCCCAGUUGGGUUUCGACGGCCUCUUUCUCGGUCGAAUCGAUUACCAAGACAAGAAGGUGCGUUUCGGGACGCGCACGCCCGAAAUGAUCUGGAAGGCCAGUCAAAAUUUAGGCAACAGCUCCUUAUUUACAAGUGUCAUGUACAACACCUACUCGCCUCCUCCGGGCUUCUGCUUUGACGUUUUAUGCGAGGACGACCCGAUCAUCGACGACAAGAGAAGUCCUGAGUAUAACGCCCCCAAGCGGGUCCAACAGUUCCUGGAUUACGUAAAGAACAUGACUAAAGUCUACACGACUAACAACGUCCUCGUGACGAUGGGCGAAGAUUUCACCUACCAGGACGCACACGUCUGGUUCAAAAACAUCGAUAAGCUAAUGCUGCACGCCAAUCAACUUCAAGCAAACGGCUCGAAGUACAACCUGAUUUACUCGACGCCGUCCUGCUACCUGAAGGCGGUGCACGAGGAGUCCAAGAAACGCAACUUGCAGUACCCGACCAAAACCGACGACUUCUUCCCGUACGGCUCCGACUCGCACGCCUUCUGGACCGGCUACUUCACCUCCAAGCCGACGAUCAAGCGAUUCGAGAGGCUAGGCAACAACUUCCUGCAGGUGUGCAAGCAGCUGUACGCCUUAACGGAUUUGGGUCCGGAAGACUGGGCCGAUUUAAACGUGAUGAGGGAGGCGAUGGGAGUGAUGCAGCACCACGACGCGGUCACGGGAACGGAGAAGGAGCACGUGGCGCACGAUUACGCCCGAAUUCUGUCGCGCGGUUUCGACGAGUGCCAAUUCACCUCCGCUACCGCUUUGAGCAAAAUCAUUGAUAAAGCGGGUAUCAAAAGUGACCCCAACCCUUCACCUUCCAUCCCGUUCGAAUCCUGCUUGCUGAGCAACAUGAGUCAGUGCGCGCUGACGGAAAACAACCCCAAAUUCCUCGCCACAAUUUACAACCCACUAAGCAGACCGGUGAAUCACUACGUCCGACUGCCAGUUCCGAAUGGUACCUACAAGGUGACCGAUGGCCAAGGAAAGGAGCUUACCGUGCAAGCAAUUCCAAUACCAGAAACAAUCGCCAACAUUCCCGGAAGGUACAGCAAGGCGACUCAAGAGAUCAUCUUCCUCGCCGAGUCCCUGCCCCCUCUAGGCUUCAAGUCGUACUACGUCGCCAAGACCUCCUCGGAGAUGGCUUCCGUAACGGAGGAAUCCGUCCAGCCGGUGCAACUAUCUCUCGACGAAAACUCGGGGCUGCUCUCCGACAUCAACUUCAGCGGUAACAAAAUUCAGGUGACCCAAAACUUUUACUUCUACCAAGGAGCGGUGGGCAACAACGAGGUCGCCGAGAACCGAUCAUCGGGCGCUUACAUUUUCAGACCGAACGGUACCGUACCGUUCACAAUCUCGAAGAAGGUCGUUAAUAAGAAGUACAACGGCAAGCUCGUCAACGAGAUCCAUCAGGUGUUCAACGAGUGGACGAGCCAAAUAAUUCGAACGUACAACCAGGAGAAUUUCGUGGAGUUCGACUGGUUAAUCGGGCCGAUACCGAGAGGGAACGUGAACGGCGUCGAGGUGAUCUCGCGCUAUUCGACGAAUCUCAAAUCGGAAUCGACCUUCUACACGGAUUCGAACGGAAGGGAGCUACUGAAGAGGGUGAGAAACUUCAGGCCGACGUGGAGGGUGAACAUGACCGAGCCGGUCGCGAGCAACUACUAUCCGGUUACGUCGAAGAUACUCAUACGCGAUCCGAACGAGGACCUGGAGGUCGCCGUGUUGACCGAUCGAGCGCAAGGCGGCACCAGCUUGAACGACGGAGAAAUCGAGCUGAUGGUGCAUCGAAAUUGCCUGCACGAUGACGCCUUUGGAGUGGGCGAGUCCUUGGACGAGAUGGCCUUCGGUAAACGACUGGUCGCGAGAGGCACGCACUACGUCAUCGGCGGUUCAUACAUCAAACCCGCAAAAGGCGGCAAAAGCCUAGCUGCCCAAGAACGAGAUCUCGCGCAAAGGAAGCUGCUACAAGCCUGGACGUUUGUGGCACCGACGAACGGGUUAAGCUACCAGGAGUACUCCUCGAAGUACGUCAUGGAGUACUCGGGACUUCAGCGGGCCUUACCAGACAACGUGCAAAUCCUCACCUUGGAGCCGUGGUACGGAAUGAACUUCCUUUUGCGAUUGGAGCACUACUUGGAGAAGAACGAGGAUCCAAUUCUCUCACAGCCCGUCACCGUCAAUCUUAAGGACUUGUUCUCCGCCUUCGAAAUUCUCUCCUACCGGGAAACAACACUAGGCGCGAAUCAGUGGCUGGACGAGAACCACCACCGGCUGUCGUUUAAUGAAAGUAAAACCGCCGAAGACCUAGUGCAUCGGCACGAGAACGACCCGCUGUGGACGGAGGGUGUCAAACGGUGGUUGCGCGACCAAACCGACGGCAACGGCGUCAAUGACUACAACCGAGAGAGCCACCAGAAGAAGUUUGGUUCCCCUGGAAACUUUAUGGUCACGUUAAACCCCAUGGAGAUUCGAACCUUUGUGAUCGAUGUCAAGAUGCUGAAAGUCAACAACCUUUGAUCCAUUUUUCUGUUUAAGUGUAUAUAGUAUGUAGGUACUGAAUAAAGGGUGUUUAUGCAAAACUACCCAGAUGAA
Messenger RNA from Photinus pyralis (common eastern firefly), 4264 nucleotides. Its product is annotated as lysosomal alpha-mannosidase-like. Lineage: Eukaryota; Metazoa; Arthropoda; Insecta; Coleoptera; Lampyridae. Gene Ontology annotation, molecular function: alpha-mannosidase activity; carbohydrate binding. The coding region runs from base 1067 to 4189 and encodes 1040 amino acids. Gene Ontology annotation, cellular component: lysosome. The record is from RefSeq and is a predicted model, not a curated record. Gene Ontology annotation, biological process: mannose metabolic process. The transcript has 14 exons.